AAUAAGUACAUACCAUAAACAAGGACCCUCACAGUGAUGGAUCGAAAGCAGAGACUGGUGAAAAAACCGUUUGGAAAAAGAUUCUCUUUGGAUAGUAGACUCAUGGAAUAUAUGGACUUAAAUAAAUACAUUGACCAUUUGCUGAUUCAGCUGGAAGAACAACGCUGGAAUAUAUGGAAGGGGAAGCUGUCUGUGGCUCGGCUACAGCAGGAAGUUGCGCAAAGUAAGAGUGACGGAACAAUGCUUGAGAAGCUGACACAUGAGUUGGAGGAAGAGCAGCAUUUGAGACUUGAAAGUGAAAAAAAAUUACGAGAGGUAACACGGGAGUCUGAGCGCAACAGAGCUCAGUUGCGCAGGUUGCAACAGCAGUUUUUAAGAAUGGAAGAGACAGUGAGGAAUCUACUACAAAACCAAGGAUCACCAGAGCCAAAUGAAGAGGAACCUGUUAACAUAAUAAAGGCAUAUCAGGACACAUUGACACAGGAGGGCAAAAGAUGCAAGAAAGCUAUGGAAGACACUUGCAUGGCAGUAGAUAAGGAUUCAGGGAGCAAGAACAGCAGUACUGAAGAAGAGAAAGAAAAGACAAAAUUACUGCUAGAACGGCUCAAGGCUCUUGAGGCAGAGAAUUCUGCGCUGGCCAUGGAAAACGAAAAUCAGAGGGAGCAGUAUGAAAGGUGCCUUGACGAGGUGGCUAACCAGGUUGUACAAGCUCUGCUUACUCAGAAGGAUCUGAGGGAGGAAUGCUUAAAGUUAAAAACAAGAGUCUGUGACCUGGAACAACAGAACCGAACACUCAGCGUGCUAUUCCAACAAAGAGUGAAACCAGCAUCUGGCUUACUGCUUCAGAAACUUCAUUCACGCAUCUUAGAUCGGUCGUCUGGGGAUUUCCUUUCCGAGGUAGAAACGAACAGAGAUUUGAUACCAUCGCGAAGUGCUGAUGUUCAGCUUCAUGAAGGCCAGCAGAAUAUGAAAUCUGGAGUACCUGCCCUGAAAUGCCAGAGUCCGUUAAAUCUGACAGGGCCCAACCGAGUUUAUCCUCGAAGCAGCUGCAGCAGCAGCGAACUCUCUCUGUCAAGUGCCUGCAGUGAAUAUUCCAGCGGCUCCUCCUGCACUUGGAACGAUGGAAGGACGUGCAGUAAAAGGUCAUCAGUCAAUUGGGAUAAAAGGAUAAGCAUUGGUUCCUCGCUCCCCAGAAACCUUUCUAGUCCCGCUGAAGAUCUACCUCCAACCCGAAUCAAGGAAAACCACAUUUUGGAAGGGCUGAAAAAGCUACAAAAGCGAAAAAUACUUCUUGAGCCACCUUCUGUCGUAUCCAAAUGGGGAUAUAAAGACUGCAUGGAUUCGAAUGAAGGAAUCUAUUCCCCUGGAAUUAAGCGCAGCAGUCAUAAAGAAGAGGCAGAUUGCACACCAGAUGAAAUGGACGCCAUUUGCAUGGAGCACCAGAAAACCUUCACAUAUGAUUCAGAUUCACAUGAGGAUGCUGACGACGAGUCUCCCUCUUUAGUACAGCUGUAUGAAGUACCAAGCAAAGACUGUAGGCACUACUGUAAUAAAUUAACUCACAGUGUUUCUGACAGCCUAUUUAGUUGGGAGCCUGAUAGAAGACAUUUACCAGAAAGAGGCUCUUGUUUUAAUUCAAAGGAAAGGCCUGAAAAACUGACUAGUUUUGUCAAUGAAUUUCAGUCAGAGGCAAAAUCAUGCACAAAUGUGGAGCUGCCUGUGUUAGAGAUAGAUAAAAGUCUUGCUAAUGUGGGCUGGAGGGACCUUAAUUUACACCUCUCAGAUACGGAUGACAAUGAAAUCCUGGAUGAAUUGCAUAUAGAAAGUAGUGAUGAGAAAAGCCCAUCAGAUUUGUCAUUAAUUCCCUUUGUUGUCAAGCAUGCAGCACACCCUGAUGGGCUGGUAAAGACAGAAAAUUGUCAGCUAGUAUCUUCUGAAAAGGAAGAAAAACAGGUCCUCCCUCCCUCAGUCAUUAGGCCCAAGGCAUGCAGUUUCAUUAAGCGACAAAAAGUUAUAAAGAAGACUUCCUCGGAAGAAUGCAUUACUGUAAUUUUUGAUGCUGAAGAUGGAAAACCGAUUGAAUUCAGCUCGCAUCAAACUGGAGUUGUCACUGUAACUAGAAACGAACUGUCAAUAAACCACCCAUACACUGGGCCCAACAGAGAAUACUCUGAACGUUUACCUCAGGGAACAGCAGAUUUGCAGAAAAGAACUGACACUCAGAACUGCAGCCUUUUGCAAAUACCUGACAAUAAAACUGAGAGAGAGAUUCACCGGUGUAACAUACAAAGUGAACAUGCUGUGGUUCCCACCACCUGCAGCAAUGAAUCUCUUGUACAUUUUGAAAGACCCAUGUUUCAGAAUAUUCCACAGCGAAAGCUGGCGAUUCCGGUUUGCAGUGUUUCUUCCAAGGCCAGCUCGCCUUCUUGUAUACAGGCAGGUAUUAAUCAAAAACCAAAGUUGACUAAAAUACCCAGCCGAAGUAAGUUUUCACCACAUAAAAUGAAAGGAACCGUGAGUGAAGACGUUUCUGGAAACCCUUCACAUUGCCCUGGAAACCUGGAAAAAUCUCCACUGUCCCCUGUAAAAUCUUUGACAUUUAGAAAGACACAAAGCCCAAUUCAGAAUUCUGAUUCGCGAGGAGAUUUGGACAUCCCAAAGCUCUUAAACCACCCGCCAGAAAAUUCUAAAGUCCUUAGCAGGACACAUUUGCCCAAGAGUCAGCUCCCAGAAUCUACGUUGCCUCAGCAUUUUAUAGAGGCCAUUGAUUGUGGAGAGCCUCCAACUAGAGAUGUUAAUUGUGAUUUGCCUCCUGCAGAAACUACAUCUCCCCCUCACCCUCCUGGCAGGUCAGCGUCACUACUGAUAAGACUAAACUGUGAACAUUCACCACCUAAACCUAGACAGAAAGGGCUACAUUCUCCUAUCGGAACUGCAAAAAACAUUGUUAAGUCGUCACCACUGAAAGGAAUGUCAAAGUGUGUAUUUCACAGUAUCACUGCACGUGAAAUGCAAACCAGCAAUCUCCCUGCAACAGCCAGUGCUGAAGUAAACCACUUUUAUGCGAGGGGGGAAAUAAUUACACAAAGCAAAGGCCUGGCUGAGCACUCCCCUGGAAUAAGCCAAGGCACGCCGAAAGUUUUCUCAAAGAAAAUUUCUCCAAAAAUGUCAAACCAGACUGCACCUUGCAGUAACCAAGAACUUUAUCAUUCCAAGGAUGUCCUCUCAGCAUGCACGUCACAAGAUAUAAAUCCACUGAAAAAUGGGUCAUUGUCUAAGGACGUUGGAACACCUCAGAAACAUAAGAUUGCAAGCAGUUUCCCCGUAUCAUCAGAUUGUCACACAGUAAUGAUUGGUGAGCCUUCUCUUCCUCAGAUUAGUCACUCCCCAUUAUCAUUGUUGUCUCAGGGCAGUGACGCUGGAACCAUGCCAGACAAAGAUCUGAAACCCCAUCUGCCUGUUGGACUUAAAUUACUCAUAAAAUCACCUCAUCUCCUCAGAAAGAGCUGUACCAUACCAGGGAAGCAGGAAAAAGAUAGUAUGAAUGCAGCCUCCAAAAGCUGUGUAAGUUCUAGUAUAUGCAGGCAGGGUAAAUCUGUGUCACAAGCCACCUUAGACGCAGCAGAUACUAACUUAAGGAGUCCUUGUAUAGAGAGUGAAACAAAAGAAAGUUCUGAUAGAGAACCUGGUACAGAUAUCGUUUCUUUUGUUUCACCUGAGACCUUCAACUUAAUGGACAGAGUAGAUGGCCUGGAGAACAAAUCAGUUAAAAAAUCUGUUUCUGCUAGUAAUAAAACAUACCUGAAGCCGGCUCUUGGAAUGAAUGGAGCAAAGGCCCGUAGUCAAAGUUUCAGUAAUCACACGGGAGAAAAAUCGCCUAUGCCUUCAGCAGAAGGGCUCGGAAAAGUACGGACACAAAUUAUUACCAAUACAUCUGAACGAGGAAAUUCUUUAACCAGGCAGACCUCUAGCGUGGAGGGGUUUCAAGUGAAGGCUGUUUCUGGAUCAGCAGUGGCGUCAGAUACAGUUUCAAACACAACAAAAGUCCCUCACGCCACCUACUCUAGACAGGGUUCUUAUGGAAGCACGAGUAGUUGCAGUAGCCUGGUGGGUAGCCCAAACAAACAACCAUUUCAGACAUCUCCAAAGGGGGAUUUAUUUUGCAGCAUUUCAACAAACGAAGGCAACAAAUCACCAUCUCAGAGGAAUGUCCAGAAUAGAUGUGCUGAUGAUGAAAAGGGGGGUGAGAUUUCUAAAUGUCAACCAGUAAGCAAAAAAUGUGUCACACAAGCAGAAAUGGCACCGGAGUCAUCAACCAGUAUUUCAUCAGAACAAAUACUGCCACUUGAGAAAAAUCUCAACAGCAUUUCAAGUCCUCGUAAACGUGAAGGAAGCAAGAUGGUUUUGCAAGAGGCCUGCUUAAAGGGGCCUGAGGCUUCUGAGAAGGUUUUGACAUCACCUGUUUCACAGCCUACAAUAGAAGAGAAAGUUAUGCUGUGCAUCCAAGAAAAUAUGCAAAAGGGGCAAGGACAAAGUAAAUCUCUUACCGCCGAGACAAAGCAAAAGAGUGGAGGACCUUCUAUCGCUAACUGGUUUGGUUUUCGUAAAAGUAAACUCCCAGCCCUGAGUGGUAGGAAAACAGAUAUUUCCAAAGUAAAGAUAGAGAAGAAAGAAGCAAAAAGUUCUGGGUUUGGAAGUAAGCAAACAAAAUCAGAAAAAAGAAAAGAUAAAAAGAAAACCGACUUGCACUGUGAAGCAGAAAAUGAGCUCAAUAAGAAAAGCCUGAAUACCAGUAUUUUAGAUAGUAUUCCAAAGGGGAAGAAAAUGGCCAAACCCUCACAAAAUAGUUUCAGCCAGUCUAGCUGUGAACAGAAGAAUGGCUCAGCUACCUCAGGAAAAGACAAUUUUAUGAAAGAGCUUUUACACAGAGUUGAUAAGAAAGCCGCCCAGCAGACAGAAAGUGGAUCGAAUAAUGUUUCCUACAGGAGGGUGUCGAAGGGCAGUUCCCAGGUCUCUUCUCUCCCCAGCAACUCUAUCAGCACUCAAGGAAACCAGAAGAAAAACAGCAAAACAAAGGCCGAUAUGGAAAUACCAAAUGAGACACUGGCAACCGUGGUAACAGAAAGCUUCCAAGAAGAUAAUGAACACACCAUCACUGAUUCAACAUGUCAAAGCCACGUAAUAGAAUCCUGCUGCCAAAUGAGGACACUCGACAGUGGAAUAGGAACCUUUCCUCUCCCAGACUCAGGAAACCGCUCAACUGGACGGCAUGUCUCAAAGCAAGAACUGGACUUAGAAUCUGAAGUUUUCAUAUCACCUGAGCAAGCUUUUCCUCAGGCUCCUUCUGAGAAAGCCAAAACCCUUGAGCGAGAAGUGCCUUCAACUGCUAAUAAGAACCAAGGAUCUGCAGAAAGCAUAAUUAGUCAUUCAACAUCAGAUCCUACCAUGACUGCAAAAAGUGUACGACCUUUUCAGAGCCGCCUUCCAAAACCAUCUUCUGCAGGAAUAAUGAAUCCUGUGAAAAAAGGUAGACAAGAGGAGAGCUCUCUGACUUCUUCACCAUUAAUGCAUUCAGAAAAAGAAAAAGCUGGCAACAACAAGAAGAUAUUUCCAGACUGGGCCAGCAAAAAAGCUAUUAAGACCAAGGACAGGGCACUGAGAGUCUGCACUUACUCCGCUAGCAGCAGCAGCGAUACGGAAACGGAGCUGGAAUAUGAAACAGACAGUUUUAGAAACAGAGGGGAAAAGUUGGUCGAGUUAAUGAAGAACAACAAACAAGCUGAGCAAGAAGAAAAUAGUGUGAGGAAGUCCUUUAUGGGAAGGCCUAUGUCAAUCUUGGAUUUAUACCAGCACAGCCUCUGUGGCCAUUACGGAGAGGAUGAACCUGAACAAUUAGCACAUUACAGUUUUAUUGAGCAACUGAAUGGAGCUUCCACUAAAGAUGGCAAGAGCAAAAAGAUCCCUAGUAAAUUGAAGCAACCUGAGGAAACAAAGGAAGAUCCAGAGAAGAGGCUCGCUAAAAUUUCCCUAGAGUCGCUCAAUAAAUUUAACCGCAGCAGCAGCUUUUUAUUGGAAAAAGAGAAGAACGGUCUGAGCGAGGUUGAAGGACAAAAAGAAGAAAAUGGCAUGAAUGAAGACAUUUCUCUAAAUAGUUCCGACCGUCAUGGAAUAGACCACUUAGAAUCUUUGAGUGAUUCUUUAUAUGAUAGCUUCUCAUCCUGUGCAAGCCAAGGCUCGAAUGAUGUAUAAAGACUCUCUACGAUGAGCUUUGAGUUGAGCACUUAAGCAACGG
Messenger RNA from Euleptes europaea (tarantolino), 6292 nucleotides. RefSeq names its product NCK associated protein 5 (gene NCKAP5). The transcript is spliced from 19 exons. Gene Ontology annotation, cellular component: microtubule plus-end. Lineage: Eukaryota; Metazoa; Chordata; Lepidosauria; Squamata; Sphaerodactylidae. The record is from RefSeq and is a predicted model, not a curated record. Gene Ontology annotation, biological process: microtubule depolymerization; microtubule bundle formation. Bases 37 to 6249 code for a protein of 2070 amino acids.